CCAAUACUCCAAUCUAGACCAUGCUCUCCCCCUCAAAGUCGAACAAUCUCGGAACAAUCUCUACUCUUUCACCUGUUUCCACUGAGCGAUGUUACUGCAUCUCCGUACACAAAACAUAUUCAGACAGAAGCUUUCAAUUCCUCAUCACUAGUACCUUCUCUGUCUUCUCUCAUCGAUUUUCAAUUCCAUUUACCCUCACGCAGGUCCUCUGCAACCCAAAUAUCCACAGAAAAAUGAAAAAACAGAAUUCAUUUUUCCAAACAUAGAUUCUCUCCUUUUAUCAAACAAGCCAUUCUCUUCUUAUUCUUUUCUAUUCUGCAUGGCCUUAAACAAGAAAGAAAACCACCAACAUCUACUUCUUCACAGUAAUAGUAGUAGUGAAAGUAAUUCAUCUCCCAGCUCACCUUCUUGUUCACCUCGUCGUCGUCCUUCUUCCCCAAGUGCUCCACCACCUCAUUACAACAACAGAACAAGGAGAAUAUUUGAUUUAAGAAAACCCCAAAAUCGAAUUAGUUGUAGUUUUAUGGUCUUAAUUAGAAAUCUCAGGUUUUUGUUAGUAUUACCUUUGUUGUAUAUCUCAGUUUUUUGUAUAUAUGUGGGGAAUUUUGCCGACAUUGUAAAUCAAAGUCCUCUUCCUGGUUCUAUUUACCGUUCUCCUGAGAUCUUCAUCAAGCUGUUGCCUCAAAUCCAGUCUGAUAAUGCUUCUUCACUUCAGGUCUUGAGGAAGUGGGGGUAUCUUUUAAUGUUGUCCUCCGUAUGGAAAUAUGAUCGAGGGCAGAAAAGUCAGAAAGCUUGUGUUGAUACUUCCAUUGUACAACAUUCUGGUUUGCCUGACGCUAGGGGUUACUUAAUUGUGGAUGCAAAUGGUGGUCUUAAUCAACAACGUUCAUCGAUUUGCAAUGCGGUGGCUGUCGCGGGGAUUUUGAAUGCGGUACUUGUCAUUCCUCGCUUUGAAUUCCACAACAUCUGGCAGGAUUCAAGUGACUUUGGAGAUAUCUACGAUAUGGACCAUUUCAUAUCCACGCUUAAGGGCCAUGUGACGGUGAUCAGGGAGCUACCUAAGGUAUUGCUGGAACAGUAUGAUUACAACAUCAGUAAUAUUCUGAAUAUCAGAGUUAAAGCUUGGGCCCCAGUAAGCUAUUAUUUGGGAGAAGUCCAAUCUGUCUUGCAUGAAAAAGGAGUUAUCCGCAUAGCCCCGUUUGCGAACAGAUUGGCGAUGGAAAUUCCACCCAGCUUUCAAUAUCUUAGAUGCUUAACCAAUUAUAAAGCAUUACAAUUUGCUGAUCCCAUCUCAGUGCUUGCCGAGCAGUUGGUUCGACGCAUGAUUGAGAAGAGCACCAAGACUGGUGGAAAGUAUGUGGCAGUCCACCUUCGUUUCGAAGAGGAUAUGGUGGCCUUCUCAUGCUGCACCUAUGACGGAGGGGAGACUGAAAAAAUGGAAAUGGAAGCUGCUCGUGAAAAAGGGUGGAGGGACAAGUUCAAACGCAAAACUUACAUCAUUAGACCUGGCCUGAAUCGAAUCAAUGGAAAAUGCCCCAUGACUCCAUUAGAGGUGGGAAUGAUGCUUAGGGGUAUGGGUUUUGGUAACAACACUUCAAUAUAUCUGACAUCUGGCAAAAUAUACCAGGCCAAAAGGAAUUUAGCUCCUCUACUUCAGAUGUUUCCUCUUCUGCAGACCAAGGAGUCCUUGGCAACCUCAGAUGAACUUGCACCAUUUGAGGGUUACGCUUCGAGGUUGGCUGCUUUGGAUUACACUGUGUGCUUGUACAGUGAAGUCUUUGUGACAACUCAAGGUGGAAAUUUUCCACAUUUUCUAAUGGGCCAUCGACGCUUUCUUUAUGGACAUGCCAAGACCAUCAAACCUGACAAAGGCAAGCUAGUUCUACUGCUACAGAACACGACUAUCAGUUGGAACACAUUUAAAGCGCAGAUGGAAGCUAUGCUUGCAAAAAGCAAUCGUGAGGGAAAGAUGCUUUUGAAAACCAGAAUGGGCAGCAGAAGAACUUCAGUCUACGCGUACCCAUCUGAAGAGUGCAUGUGCGUGGAGGGAUCUUCAUAUUCAACUCCUGGGUAAUUUCAUGAUGUCCAGGAACUGGACAAGUGUUAUCUGCCAUGUAAGAGACAUAUCACCUUCACAAUUUCCAUAUUUUGUGCAUUCUUCAGCUAUUCAUCAGAAGUUGCAUGCUACUCUCUGACAUGAGUACUCCAAAAUAGGGCUCCAUAUGUUCUAAGAAUACGUUAACUUGCAGAGUGUCAAGAGUCGUGCUGUAUUAGGGCGAAGUCCUAGUGUGUGGCCUACAACUCGCCUUGCCUCAAGUUAUUUAUUUUAUUUUAUUUUCCAUUAUCAUUUUUUUCAUAUUUUUUAUGUCACCUAGGAAGACCCUGCAGAGGUGAUUGUGCCCUUGGGGAUAUUGUAUAGGCCAAGAGUCCAGGCAUACAUACACGUUUUGUAAAGUCCCAAUCUGUCAGUGCUUAUAGAUUUAUUUGGAAAUGGAAGUUCUAAUUUUCCUUAA
Messenger RNA from Papaver somniferum (opium poppy), 2513 nucleotides. RefSeq names its product O-fucosyltransferase 10-like. The transcript has 11 exons. Lineage: Eukaryota; Viridiplantae; Streptophyta; Magnoliopsida; Ranunculales; Papaveraceae. The coding region runs from base 320 to 2074 and encodes 584 amino acids. The record is from RefSeq and is a predicted model, not a curated record.